Molecule: messenger RNA, 474 nt
Organism: Rotaria sordida
Lineage: Eukaryota; Metazoa; Rotifera; Eurotatoria; Philodinida; Philodinidae
Source: the annotation of a GenBank genome assembly
CAACGUCGUUUUAAAGCUGAUUUAGCUGCACAAGAAAAUAAUUUAGAGAUGGAUAUUAAAGAUUUAAAUGAUUCUCGUGUUGUUCAGCAAUCAAAUGCUCAAGUAGCAGCUGCAAAUACGGACAAUGAAACUGAUAAUGUAAAUCGUAUAACAUAUGAUGAAUUUUCUGUAUUAGUACGACGUAUUGAUCGUAUGGAAUCGUCAAUUGGAAGUAUUGUUUCAAAAAUUGAAAAUGUUUUAACAAAAUUAGAAUUAUUAGAAAAAGGCAAAAUGAAACGACGUGAAGCAUUAACAAGAAUUCUUAAUAAUGUUUCAGAAGAUGAUAAACUGAGUAAAGAAAUGAAACAUGAACGCUUAGAAAAAAUGAUUCGUGAUGAACUUGAAGAAACUAAUCCUGCUCGUCAAACAUCAAAUCAAAAUGUAACACAAAGAACAAAAACAUCAAGUACACAUGGAAGUGGAGAUUCACAAUAA